Closterium sp. NIES-65 is the source of this 1581-nucleotide messenger RNA. The record is from the annotation of a GenBank genome assembly. Lineage: Eukaryota; Viridiplantae; Streptophyta; Zygnematophyceae; Desmidiales; Closteriaceae.
AUGGUCUGGGUACAUGAUCUUCAGCUUUUCUUACAGUGCGAUAGGGCAGACGGUCUCUCCCUGUUUGACCUCACUUCUGGUGCCUCUCCUACCCCUGCUGCUGAUGCUGACACCACUGUUCACUCACACUGGGCCACACGUGAUGCUGCUGCUCGCCUUGCUGUGCGCCGCGACUUACCGACCACUGAGCGUGCACACUUUAGCCAGUACAAGAGUGCUCAGACCUUGUACGACGCUGUAGUUGCACGCUACUCUUCCCCUGCCACUGCCGCACUGAGCCGCCUCAUGCUACCGUACCUCUUCCCUGACCUUGCUGCCUUUCCCACAGUCGCUGACCUCAUUACGCACCUCCGCACUAGUGACACUCGCUACCGCGCUGCGCUUCCUGCUGAGGACCACAUCCUCUCUGUUUGCCCCACCACUCUCACCGUUGACCUCCUCGAGAAGGCCCUCCUAGCGAUAGAGAAGAGCAUAGUCGCUGUAGGAGCCUCUCGUGGUGACCCUCGCACCUCCAUCUUUCAGGGGUGUUCUCCCUCCCCCCUCUUGCCCUUUAUUGCCUAUGCUGCUGCGGCCAACCUCGUUGGUUUCCAGUCGGUCAGCGCUGCGUCUGCCCCGAGCGGGAGACGCCGCACCGGCAAGGGCAAGAGGGGUAAGGGCACUGGAGGGGGUGGAGGGGGCGGUGGAGGUGGUGGUGGAGGCGGUGGAGGGAGUGGGGUUGGUGGUGGGAGUGGUACCGGGGGUAGCGGCGGCGGCGGCAGCAGUCAAGGCGGCUCAGGCGGUGGUGGUGGCGGAGGGAGCGGAGGUGGCGGAGGAGGCGGAGGUGGAGGAGGCGGCGGAGGCGGCGGCGGUUGCGGCGGUGAUGGAGCGGGUCGCGACUCUGCGCAGACGAGUGGCUCAUGUGGUGGUCCACGCCAGCAGCAGCGGAGUGGUGUGACUUUGUCCCCUCAGCAGCUUCUUGAGUGGAACACUCCACGUCAGCGCAGUAAAGGUUUUGGACCCUGCACUUACGUCCUCCGUACCGGCGACCGAGCUGAUGAGCAGUGCGGAGACCCGCACUCCACCCAGCGCUGCUUCAGACGCCUGACGGAUGUGUGGCGUCACCAGUUCCCUGAGGCGUCAGAGAUCCCUCACUGGGGAGAUCUGUCUACGGUAAGGGUUGCCGUCAUUUAUCUUGACUAUGAUGCUGUCCUUGCUGCCAUGUAUUCUGUGACCACUAGUGUUGAGGGUGACUGUUACCUGUGUGUACCGCCUGACCUGGGCAUUGAGGCCACCGCUCUAGGUGCUGGUGAGGCUGCUGCUCUAGGUGCUAGUGCGUUUGCUGCCCCAGGUGCCAGUGCGUCUGCUGUCCCUGGUGCUGGUGAGUCUGCUCUCUCACGUACUACGUCGGCUCAGGCCUUCCACACCUUCACCCUUGACUCGGGUGCGUACCGCUCCUUCUUUCGAGACCGCACCACUCUUAUGCCGCUCACUCGGCCAGUUGCAGUCUCCCUGGCAGACCCCUCUGGGGGUCCUAUCCUUGCUAGCUUCUCCACUGUCCUUCCGUGCCCAGCAGCCCCCUCUGGCACCCUUUCUGGUCUCUAA